AUGGAGAUACACGGUAGGAGUGGAAGAGAGAACCUAGUGGCAGAUCACCUGAGCAGGAUUGAGGGAGAAUUUGACCACACGGCUAUUGUUGAUGAAUUUCCAAAUGAGCACCUCUUUCAGAUGCAUGUUGAUUAUGUUUCUAAGUUUAGAGUACUCAAGGCGAUCAUCAGUAAUCAAGGGUCUCAUUUUUAUAACAGGCACAUGAAAGCUUUGCUAAGUAAGUACGGGGUUGCACAUAUGGUUUCUACUCCCUAUCACUAUCAGACAAAUAGGCAAAUUGAAGUGUCUAAUAGGGAAGUUAAAGCAAUUCUUGAAAAGACUGUGGGACCUGAAAGAAAGGAUUGGAGCAAAAGACUUGAUGAUGCAUUAUGGGCUUACAGAACUGCUUUCAAGAUCCCUAUAGGAAUGUCUCCAUAUAGGAUUGCAGUUAAAGCAUGUAACUUUGAUGCUAGCACAGCUGGAGAGGAAAGGAAAUUGCAACUUCAAGAACUUGAGGAGAUUAGACUGAAGGCAUAUGAGAACUCACGGAUUUACAAGGAAAAGACUAAGAACUUUCGUGACAAAUACAUUGUGGUAAAAGAGUUCAAACUUGGUGAAAAAGUGCUUCUGUAUAAGUCACGUCUCAAAUUGAUUAAGGAGAUACAAGAAGCUGCUACUGGUCAAAUAUUCAAAAUGAAUGGGCACCGACUCAAGAAAUUUUAUGAGGAAGUUAAUGUGCUAUAG
Messenger RNA from Zingiber officinale, 723 nucleotides. RefSeq lists its product as uncharacterized. Gene Ontology annotation, molecular function: nucleic acid binding. Lineage: Eukaryota; Viridiplantae; Streptophyta; Magnoliopsida; Zingiberales; Zingiberaceae. Gene Ontology annotation, biological process: DNA integration. The record is from RefSeq and is a predicted model, not a curated record. Bases 1 to 723 code for a protein of 240 amino acids. The transcript is spliced from 5 exons.